CCGGAGGGCGCCGUGUCACCUCUCUCCCGAGUCUCCAUCUCCUCCUGGGCCUGGCUGGUCGACCUGAGUGGAGCAAGCUCGCGGCGCAUCUCAAGCAGGGAAGCUCUGCGCAGCCAGAAGAACCGCAGCAGUCCGCGGCUGCCGCCCAGCGAGCGCGCCGGCCGGGCAUGAAGGCGGAGGGGCGGCCCCUAGUUUGGGAUUUGUGGGUGUCGGGGCUGCAUCCGCGCCAGCGUCGGAGCCUGGAGUGGGCGGGGGAGUCGCGCAGACCGCAGACAGACCCGGCCGGCCCGUCCCCUCCCCCGCCCGGCCCCAGGCUGGGGGUAGAGGAGCUUAGGGCCCCUUAGGAGAAGGGGUGGGCGCGGGCGACCUGGGCGAGCUUCGGGGGCGGCAGCCUCAGCUGUCGGCGAAGUGUGGCCCGGCGCCCGUCUCCAGAACUCCUCCCUGCCCUCGGGAAGGUGGGGACACCCCGCAGCCUCUAGGGGGCUCUCGGGAGAGUAUCCCCGGGCCUCGAGCCGGCGCCGGCCAGGUGGCAGUGGAGGGGCUGGGCUGCGCGGAGGAGGCGGCCUCCCCGGCCAGGGGCGGCGGCAAGGGCGGCCCCGGGAUCACAUGGGCGGAGGCAGGUCCCGGAGCCCCGAGCGGGCUCUCCCCAGAGUCGGACAGACCGCGGCGGCGGCGUCUCCUCGCCUCGCUCCUAGCCUUCCUUUCGCUCCCGGGCCUGGCCGCCCAGCCCGACAGGUAUGGCGCUGACAGUGGAUGUGGUGGGGCCGGCGCCCUGGGGCUUCCGCAUCUCCGGAGGCAGGGAUUUCCACAUGCCUAUCACAGUGACCAAGGUCACCGAGCGGGGCAAGGCCGAGGCUGCCGACCUCCGGCCUGGUGACAUUAUUGUGGCCAUCAACGGGGAGAGUGCAAAGGGCAUGCUUCAUGCCGAAGCCCAGAGCAAGAUUCGCCAGAGCCCCUCACCCCUGAGGCUGCAGCUGGACCGGUCUCGGGCUGCCUCUCCUGGGCAGACCAAUGGGGAAAGCUCCAUGGAGGUGUUGGCUACUCGCUUUCAGGGCUCCCGGAGGGGGCACACUGACAGCCAGUCCUCCCUGCGGUCUUCCUGCUCCAGCCAGGCUUCCCUCAGCCCCCGGCCGAGCAGCCCCUUCUCCACCCUGCCCCCAACCAGCCCGCAUACUCCCGCUGGAGAGGUGGUGACCAGCCACAGUCUCCAGAGCCUGGCACACUCCCCGGGACCCGCCACGGCUGACCACUUGUCCUACGGGGGCCGCCCCGGAAGCCGACAGGCCGGCGACUGGGCUGUGCUGGUGCUGCCGCCACAGCCUUCCCCAGGUCCCCGUUCCUCCAGCCCCAGGCUCAGCGUGGCCUCGGAAGGGGAAAGCCACCUCCUGAGAGAGGACUCCGAAGUCUUCAAGAUGCUGCAAGAAAAUCGGGAGGCCCGGGUGGCCCCCCGGCAGUCCAGCUCCUUUCGGCUUUUGCAGGAAGCCCUGGAGGCUGAGGAGAGAGGUGGCACGCCUGCUUUCCUGCCCAGCCCACUGAGCCCCCAGUCCUCCCUGCCCACCUCCAGGGUGCUGGCCACCCCACCCAAGCUCCACACGUGUGAGAAGUGCAGCACCAGCAUCGCGAACCAGGCUGUGCGCAUCCAGGAGGGGCGGUACCGCCAUCCCGGCUGCUACACCUGUGCCGACUGCGGGCUGAACUUAAAGAUGCGCGGGCACUUCUGGGUGGGGGACGAGCUGUACUGCGAGAAGCAUGCCCGCCAGCGCUACUCCGCACCCUCCACCCUCAACUCCCAAGCCUGAGCGCCAGUUGCGUGUUCGGCACCCCUCCAACCCCGCCCCACCGCCCUCUGCUGGCACCUCCGUGCCAGGGCCCAGCCAAUAGCGAGUUCCUGUGGAAAGGCCUUGCGGGGUGGGGUGGGUCCCUUUCUCCUCACUGAGUGAGGCCAGAGGCUGGGACCUGUCUGUGCUGUGGGUGAGGGCGGCCUCACCUCACCUCUGCUGGAUUCUCUCGCGUCCCCCUGCUGGACAGGCUCUGCACCAAAGUCUGAAGUGGACGCUGCAUUGGACAUGUUUGUGCAACAGGGGUUCAGCAGGUUCGGACAUGGAGAUAAGCAUCUAGAAGGAGAGGGGUGGGCCAGAGGCUACAGGUAUUCACUGUGUAAUGUUUUCGACGUAUGAGCUCUAUAAAUAUAUACUAUUCGGUGGACAAAGUAAA
Sus scrofa (pig) is the source of this 2214-nucleotide messenger RNA. It is a transcript of the gene PDLIM2, whose product is annotated as PDZ and LIM domain 2. Gene Ontology annotation, cellular component: adherens junction; filamentous actin; stress fiber. Gene Ontology annotation, molecular function: muscle alpha-actinin binding; actin binding. The record is from RefSeq and is a predicted model, not a curated record. Gene Ontology annotation, biological process: actin cytoskeleton organization; heart development; muscle structure development. NCBI's taxonomy places the organism in Eukaryota, Metazoa, Chordata, Mammalia, Artiodactyla, Suidae.